GAGUCAGAACUGUUGUCAUCCCUCCCUGUUUUUGAUUCUUGUCUUUUUCAGAUUGUCUACAAGGCCUGGCUGUGUUCCCAGUACUUUGAAGUCGCACAGUUGAACUGCAGAAAGACAAUUCCUUGCAAGCAAUACUGUCUGGAGGUUCAGACGAGGUGUCCGUUCAUCUUGCCCGACAACGAUGAAGUCAUCUACGGGGGCCUCUCCAGCUUCAUCUGUACAGGCGAAGGUGAAGUUUACCUUUGAAUGCCUAAGAAGAAAUGAAUAUUGGCUCUACGAAACCUUUCUAACCAAUGAUGAACCAGAAUGCUGUGAUGUCAGGAGAGAGGAGCAAUCAAGCAGCCCAUCCAAAGGGACGGUGGAAAAAAGUGGCUCCUGUCACAGGACGUCGCUCCCAGUUUCAUCAGCAACAAGACUGUGCAACAGCAGACUCAAACUGUGUGUUCUUGUACUGAUUCUCUUACAUACAGUUCUCACAGCCUCGGCAGCACAGAACACGACGGCGCUGAGCUUCGGAGGCAUCAACACGCUGGAAGAAAGCUCGACCAACGAGGAGUAAGGGAAGGACAGCGUCCCCAGAGCCGCAGCUGGCCCACCACGACAACGCAGCUGCUGUCAGAUGCGACAGAGACGGGGUGCCUUUACCCUCCAGUCACUUCUUGCAAGGCCUUUAGGGUAAAAUUUAAAAAGAUGGGCCUGAAUCCCAACAAGGACACAAACACAGCUUUUUAUUGACUAAAAGGCUGUCGAGUGACUUAAAUUUCUCACACCAUUUUAUACACUGUGUUUUAAUGUUUGGAGGUUUUAUUUGCUUUCGUUUUGAUUUGGGUUUAUUUGUUUGUUUAUUUUUUGCACUUGUUAAUACAGGAUUUAUUUUGGGGGAUGGUUUCUCAGAGGUAAACUAAGUCUUUUCACUGUCUCUCUCUCUAUAUAUAUAUUUCUAGUCAUUGUGUGUGUUCAUCAGAUAGUUCUGUCUCUACGUCCUGUCAGUUUCUAUUAGAGGAAUGAUUGCUAUGACCUCACGGUAUAGCAAAAAACAACAAAAAAAUCAUAAAAAAGAAAAAAGACAAAAAAAAGAAAACAACAGAAAAUAAAAACAAAAAAAUUCCCUAACUCUCCUCCUCCCCACGGAACCGACGCCCUCCCGGCCCGUCCUCCCUGGCCCUCUUCUCUCCCCUCAGCAGACAACAUCGCUUGCUUCUGUCCGUGUAGCCACAGUGAGUGGGCGUGCACGCUCUGGGGGGCCUCUGAGCCGCUGUUGCACAAACCCGCAACGGAGCAGAACAAGGGGGGUCCUUUUUAGCUGAACAAGUGCUCUCCAUAGUAGAUGGAAUCAGACAGUUAACACAUUUUUAUGUCGAAAACAAAAUGAAAGCAAAGAAAACUACCAGGAGCUAUGUUGCUCCAGCUCCCGUUCCCCCAGGCCCAGUCCUUUCUCUCUGGUCGGGUGGCUCGGAGCGCCGCCUAGCGUCGGGAUGUGAAGAGGUAGCAAGCCCUUCCUGGGGGACUGCAGUGGGCUUUCGUUGCAAUUUCAGUUCUGUUGCAGUAAUUUAGGAGCACAUUUUGGCCAUUGGAAUGGGAACAAAGAGACUGAGGACACAAAUCUGGAUUUCUUUUGCCUCCUUUAUUGUUGUGGAGGAGAUCGUAGAGAUGCUGAAACACCUGCCCUAUACAGAAUAUAUACAAUUUUACCCCAGUAUUUCCCCAACAUAUGGUUUAAAAUUAUUCCAGGUAUAAAGUGUAUGCAAUUCUGCAUUAUCACACAAGAGGAACUUCUUUAAAGAAAAUAGAUUAGCCAUUUUCAUUCAAGUGCAAAAACUUUAUCACUCUAACAUGCUCUAGAUAGUUGAAGAAAAGAGGAGAAAUCUGAUCGCUCCGUUUGUAUGUUUUCUUUUUGUGGAAACAUUUCACCUGCUGAGUGUCUAUGAAUUUGCUUUCUAAAAAAGGCUUUUAUGAGUUUACAGUAGAAUCAGUGGAAGGAAGAGUUAAUAAGGGCUGUUUUUAAAAAAAACAAACAACAAAAUGAAUAAUUAAAAAAAAACACUUUACAUUCCUUCCUAUUCUCUAACUACACUUGGGAAGUGCACUUCAGAUAUGUUUGAUGUGUAGCUGAGAGAUGAAGGAAAACCAUAGAAAAGGUCCUCUUAGCGAACAAAAUUUAGUUAUUAACUUUAUAGCUAUGAAAUUCCCCCAGGCAUUUGUUUUUGUUCAAACAAACUUUAAUCUCUGCAUCAUACUUAACCCUGCGACAUGCGUACAGUAUGCAUAUUUUGUUUUGAAUAAAAAAAUGUUUUGUUCCAGUCUGUUAAGAAUAUUCAAAAAAUAAUAAAGGUAUUGCUUAAUAAAAUUGCUAGAAUUGUUUAGCAGUACAUGCACAAAUAUUUUACUAGAUUCUUUGUUUUAAUAGUGUUUUGUUGAGACUGAAAAUCCUAAAAUGGUCUGCGCAAAUACA
Molecule: messenger RNA, 2452 nt
Organism: Diceros bicornis minor
Lineage: Eukaryota; Metazoa; Chordata; Mammalia; Perissodactyla; Rhinocerotidae
Gene: NALF1
Product: NALCN channel auxiliary factor 1
Exons: 3
Coding region: 182-559 (125 amino acids)
Biological process (GO): calcium ion import across plasma membrane
Cellular component (GO): plasma membrane
Molecular function (GO): stretch-activated, monoatomic cation-selective, calcium channel activity
Source: RefSeq, a predicted model, not a curated record